UAACCCAUUUCUAAUCGACUUUUUUUCAUCACUAAUCCGACUUGGCGGAUUUUUGUGAGCCAUGUCGAAUAAAGUUGAUAAACUACACAAACAGGCUUUACGGGAGCAACAAAAACGAAUCAAACCGGGAGAAUGCAUGAAAUAUGUGCGGAUGGUCAUAGAUACCGGAUUUAUGGGCAUUCCCUUAGGCCAGGAGAUGCUGCAGCAACUUAAUUCCACGGAUUUAAAGUAUGAAAUAAGGACCCUGCCAGUGAGCUACUGCAUCCUAUGGGAACGUAAUGUGGGACAGCGGACAAUUGCUUUGGGAACCAGUCCCACUGGUCUGGAUGAAACCUGGAAGCGUGAGAACCAAGUGGUCCAAUGGCUAUCCGAAUACGAUUUUCAAAAGGCUGUUAAGGAUCAAAGUCUGGUUUGCCUGGGCCCCAGACUACAGGCCUCAUUUCCGGACUGCCAGUAUACGGUAGCCCUAACUAAACUUCGUCAUAGCAAACACGGCAGUUCAGCCGGCCAGGACGCCUUGAUAGAGAUGCAGCUGCUCCAGAAGCUCCAUGUGGAGCAGCUUAAUCAUCCCGAAAGCCAAGAUUUUUUGGCCUUUCUCCAGCGCUACACAAAAGCCAUAGCCGAAGCUCCAUAUAAGAAGCAACGUAACGAAACACUGGGCAGUUUCAAAAAGUACCUGGCCAACGACAAGAAGCAGUGCGUCCGUGUGGAUCAGGGCAAUGGUUAUGGCCGCCUAUGGCAGCAGCAUCUGAACCGAUUGCCGCAGGUCACUCUCGAGGUGGCCGAAUCGAUUAUAGCGCAGUAUCCCUGUCCCAAGAAACUUCUAGAUCACUUUUCCAGUGAUCCCAUGGCAGUGCAAAGCCUAGCCGACUUAAAGAUCAAGCGCUGCAAUGGACCCCAACCUCUUCACACCGAGCGACGUAUCGGAAAUGUUCUCAGUAGCAAGCUGUAUACUUUGUACAAUGCUAAGGAUCCAAAUACUCUGAUCUAAAUAUAGAUAUUUAUGUUAAGUUA
Drosophila gunungcola (fruit fly) is the source of this 1014-nucleotide messenger RNA. It is a transcript of the gene mms4, whose product is annotated as crossover junction endonuclease EME1. The record is from RefSeq and is a predicted model, not a curated record. Gene Ontology annotation, cellular component: Holliday junction resolvase complex; nucleus. Bases 62 to 991 code for a protein of 309 amino acids. NCBI's taxonomy places the organism in Eukaryota, Metazoa, Arthropoda, Insecta, Diptera, Drosophilidae. Gene Ontology annotation, biological process: replication fork processing; double-strand break repair; resolution of meiotic recombination intermediates. Gene Ontology annotation, molecular function: nuclease activity; DNA binding. The transcript has a single exon.